UCAAUGGGGAUGCUUUGAUUGUGAGUUCCUGCAUGGCAGAAUGGAUUGGACUGGAUGGCCCUUGGGGUCUCUUCCAAAGCUAUGAUUCUAUGAUUUUUCGACUGAUAACAUUUGCUUUCUCUUUAUACUAGGAAGUCAACAUCCUUGCCAUUUCCCAGGCUGCCUCACCCUCUGGACUGCCAACUUAUUCAGCCUUGCGCGGAUUGCGUGGAAAGUUUGUGGCUUCCUGCGUUCAUCACAUUUUUGCAGCCGACGGCACUUCACGUUUAUCCCUGGGAUCAGCGAAGAGUUGGAAGAGACCCCCAGGGCUAUCCUACCCAACUCCAUUCUGCCAUGUAGGAAGACACCAUCCAUGCAUCCCCAAUAGAUGACAACCCAGCCUGUGUUUCCAAAGAAGAAGACUCUACCACCUUCCAAGCACCGGGACCCAAGGCGGCUCACAAGAUUCAAAGGACAGUGCAAUUCAAAACGUAGGAAAACGACUCUCCACCUGCUCGUUUUUUUAAAAGAGAGAGAGGGUCAUUAUCCCCGCGGCUAUUCAACGUCAAUGGAGCAUGCAAGAAGAGCCGCUUCUUCUAUUGUGUCCCUGGACUCCUUCUGAUUGGCUCUGGAGUGUGGGAAACUCAUGGGAAGCUGAGACCCACACUGUCUCGGGCAGCCGGAGAUGUAUAAAUGGAGGGCAGGGACAGCACACCGCCACUGCACACUUCUGGCUCGGCAUCCCCACUUGCGAAGCCACCUCUUGCCUUGGAGAAAAAGAAUGGCUCCCUCCGGCAUGGUUUUCAUGGACCCAAACAGCCUGCUCACCCCGAAAGAGAAAAACAAACUUAGAAAGCCAGUGGUGGAGAAGAUGCGCCGCGAUCGCAUCAACAGCAGCAUCGAGCAACUCAAACUUCUGCUGGAGAAAGAAUUCCAGCGGCACCAGCCAAACUCGAAACUGGAGAAAGCAGAUAUCCUCGAAAUGACGGUGGACUAUCUGAAACAGCAAAGCCAGCUGCAGGCAAAAGUGGUAGGACCUGCUCACAAAGACACCCAGGUUGACUUCAAACAAGGCUAUUCCAGAUGCCUUCAUGAAGCCUUCCAGUUCAUGUCGCUCCACAAAGUCCACACGGAGACCCAAGCCAAGCUAGUGAGCCACUUCCAAUGCAACCAGCUGUCUACAUCUGAAGUUAUGAGUUCGCCCUCCUUGAAGAGCCCCCCAUCCAAAAACAUCCAUACCCUCUGGAGACCUUGGUAGACAGAUGGGGGUUAAAAACCAAAAAGGACUUUGAUUCCAGAGGGAGGGCGGUACAGCCCUGGUCCUCUUCUUUGUAGGGAACAUUUUCCCUUCUUUAAUAUUUAUGGGGAGAGAGUCUGUUUUGAAGGUGGGAGUUGUGGUUGGGCUGUGCACCACAAGCAACACAGCCUUGGUCCAAUUUGGGAAGGGACAUGUACCUUCAUAAUGAAGACGAUGAUGUAUGUUGAACGGCAACUUUGUACGUUGUCAACGUAGUAAGAUUUUCUAAAUCGUGAUGCUGCUAAAGGAGGGGCGGGGAGGCUUUGGCGCUCCAGAUGUUGUUGGACUGCAACUUCCAUCAUGCUUCAACUGUGGCCAGAUUGGUCCAAGAGUCCGAAUAAAUGAAAGCCAACUCUGGAAGGCCAUAGCUCCCACAGCUCUGUGGUACUACAGCUCUGUAGUAAAAAUAUCACUCGCCACAUCUUUAUCAACAGUUCUGCUUCCGUAUCUCACUGUGGCCACAUUUGCACUGCAGCAAUAAUGCCCUUCGACACUGCUUUAGCUGCCAUGGCUCCUUCCUAUUGAAUCCAGGGAUUUGUGGUUCAUUGUGGCACCAAAUAGCUCACCAAGCUACAAACCCUAGAUUUAAUAGCAUACAGCCAUGGCAGUUAAAGCGGUGUCAAACUGCGUUAUUUCCACAGUGCAGACUAGACCUAAGAGAGCCCUCUCUAACAUCUGUACCAUCUAUAAGCUUCUGUACCUUGGUAACUUGGCAGAAAGCUUCAUUUUAAUCUGGUUUUGGAUGGUUCGGGACUCUCUUUCAAGAAGAGACAAAGCGCUUUGACAUUUCAGCGAUUCUCAGCCAUCCUCCAAGAAUCCUUUCUUAGGAAAGCCCUACCUUCUUGCUUUAUGUUAAAGAAAAAAUGAUGAUUAUCCAGCAAGAGAUUGCAAUGAUUUGAUGUUGUACAUUUUAUGAGAGUAAGAAAGAGUAGCUCUUCCUGAUGUUGUUUCUUUGGAAUGAUUCAUGGCUUCCUUGCCAUUCCCCUGGUGCCAUUUCUUAUAGGAAAACUAUGCCCUCUUGCUUUAUAUUAAAGAAAAAAAGGAUUAUCCGGUGAGGGAUCAUUGUGAUUUGAUUUGAUGUUGUACAUUUUGUUUGUGUGUAAGGACAAUUCGCUCUUCCUGGCGGUCUGUUUCCGUGAAAUAACACGUGUUUCCUCUGUUAUGAGAAAUGUUACCAUUCGCAACGGGUGGUUUAUGAUUUGUAUGUGUUUUUUCCUGCUGCUAGGAUCAUUGUGCAGUGCGCAUACUGUGUAUGCUUGUUGUGUGACAUUACUGGAAGGGGACGAAAUAAAGAAAAACCUGCCUUGUA
This is a messenger RNA of Sceloporus undulatus (fence lizard), 2585 nucleotides long. Its product is annotated as transcription factor HES-5-like. Bases 665 to 1237 code for a protein of 190 amino acids. Gene Ontology annotation, biological process: regulation of transcription by RNA polymerase II; anterior/posterior pattern specification; regulation of neurogenesis. The record is from RefSeq and is a predicted model, not a curated record. NCBI's taxonomy places the organism in Eukaryota, Metazoa, Chordata, Lepidosauria, Squamata, Phrynosomatidae. Gene Ontology annotation, cellular component: nucleus. Gene Ontology annotation, molecular function: RNA polymerase II cis-regulatory region sequence-specific DNA binding; DNA-binding transcription factor activity, RNA polymerase II-specific; protein dimerization activity. The transcript is spliced from 6 exons.